AUGGCGUCGAUGCUUCAAAAGCUCGUCAGAAAAUCGCCACCAACAAGACUAAUUGCUGCUUUGGGUACACAGACCUCACAAAAUCCCUUAAAACCCUACAUUCUUCACCAGCCGCUUGAUUUUGAUAAGAAACCAGAUCGGCAUUGCGAUUCUAAUUUGAACUCUGUUUCUACUUCGAAUCCAUCUCACUUUUCCCUGUUUUACCCUAGUUUUCCAUUUGGGUUUUGCUUGCCGCAAAUCUCCUCAUCUGGGAUGCUUCCGUUCGAGCCCGAGUUUGUUGAACAAGAUGAUUCUAGGAAAUUGUGGGCCGAUAGCGUGAAGAAGAAGAGGAAACGGAAGAUGAACAAGCAUAAGUACAAGAAGCUUAGGAAGCGACUCCGAAGACAGACUUAG
Molecule: messenger RNA, 393 nt
Organism: Cucurbita moschata (crookneck pumpkin)
Lineage: Eukaryota; Viridiplantae; Streptophyta; Magnoliopsida; Cucurbitales; Cucurbitaceae
Exons: 1
Coding region: 1-393 (130 amino acids)
Biological process (GO): mRNA processing
Source: RefSeq, a predicted model, not a curated record